This is a messenger RNA of Oncorhynchus keta (chum salmon), 2499 nucleotides long. Its product is annotated as ubiquitin thioesterase ZRANB1. Gene Ontology annotation, molecular function: K63-linked polyubiquitin modification-dependent protein binding; cysteine-type deubiquitinase activity. The record is from RefSeq and is a predicted model, not a curated record. Bases 17 to 1318 code for a protein of 433 amino acids. The transcript has 8 exons. NCBI's taxonomy places the organism in Eukaryota, Metazoa, Chordata, Actinopteri, Salmoniformes, Salmonidae. Gene Ontology annotation, biological process: cell migration; protein deubiquitination involved in ubiquitin-dependent protein catabolic process; positive regulation of Wnt signaling pathway. Gene Ontology annotation, cellular component: cytoplasm; nucleus.
UGUGGUGGAGGGGAACAUGGCUGCUGUCGAGGCCUACAAGUCGUCCGGCGGUGACAUCGCCCGUCAGCUGACUUCAGACGAGGUCCGUCUCCUGAACCGCGCCACUGCCUUCAACGAUGGCUUUACGCUAGUUCACCUGGCCAUCCGCUUCCAGAGACAAGACAUGUUGGCCAUCCUUCUCACUGAGGUGUCCCAGCAGGCAGCUAAGUGUAUCCCUGCCAUGGUGUGUGGUGAGCUGACAGAACAGAUCCGCAGGGAGAUCGCUGCCUCUCUGCACCAACGUAAAGGAGACUUCAACUGUUACUUCCUCUCUGACCUGGUGACCUUCACUCUGCCCGCAGACAUCGAAGACCUGCCCACUGCAGUCCAGGAGAAGCUGUUUGACGAGGUGUUAGACCGAGAUGUACAGAAAGAGCUAGAGGAGGAGUCUCCCAUCAUCAACUGGUCCUUGGAGCUGGGUACCAGGCUGGACAGCAGACUGUAUGCCCUGUGGAACCGUACACAGGGAGACUGCCUGUUAGACUCAGUACUGCAGGCUACCUGGGGGAUAUACGACAAGGACUCAGUCCUCCGCAAGACCCUCCACGACAGCCUGCAUGACUGCUCUCACUGGUUCUACACACGGUGGAAGGAGUGGGAGUCCUGGUAUUCUCAGAGCUUUGGUCUCCACUUCUCCCUCCGAGAAGAACAGUGGCAGGAGGACUGGGCCUUCAUACUCUCUCUUGCCAGCCAGCCUGGUGCCAGCCUGGAACAGACUCACAUCUUUGUUCUAGCCCACAUUCUUCGUCGACCAAUCAUCGUGUACGGAGUGAAGUAUUACAAGAGUUUCCGUGGAGAGACGUUAGGCUACACUCGUUUCCAAGGUGUGUACUUGCCCCUGUUGUGGGAGCAGAGCUUCUGUUGGAAAAGUCCCAUCGCCCUGGGUUACACACGCGGACACUUCUCUGCCCUGGUCGCCAUGGAGAACGACGGCUACGACAAUCGCGGCGCGGGCGCCAACCUUAACACUGACGAUGACGUCACCGUAACCUUCCUGCCGCUGGUGGACAGCGAGAGAAAACUGCUGCACGUACAUUUCCUGUCUGCACAAGAGAUGGGUAACGAGGAGCAGCAGGAGAAGUUGUUGAGGGAGUGGCUGGACUGCUGUGUAACGGAGGGAGGCAUGUUGGCCGCAAUGCAGAAGUCGUCCCGUCGACGCAACCACCCACUGGUCACACAAAUGGUGGAGAACUGGCUGGAUGGAUACCGACAGAUCUGUCCCUGCGCCUCUCUCUCCGACGGGGAGGAGGAGGAGGAGGAGGAGGAGGAAGAUGAGUGAAGGAGGGAAGGACACAGUGACACAGACACAGGAGAGGGUGACCAAGAGGAUGAUGUGGCGUCACUGGAUGGGACUCGAGACCACUAGCAUCCUUCAUACGGUACCAUACGCCUCCUCACCUCAGAGAGAGAGGAUCCACGGUCUUCUGCGCUGCCGUCUGAGGCUGUAUCCCAAAGCACAUAGGGUUCUGGUCAAAAAAGUAGUGCGCACUAUAUAGGGGAAUAGGUUGGCAUUUGGGAUGCAGGCGGAGCGAUCGAUGGUCUCUCACUCUGCCGUCUCAGAAGCACUGAAGAGAGGAGACCUGCUCUGGUCCUGAAAGAACUCUUGUAACACAUUCUAGAAUCUCCUCAACAAAACCAUGGCAACAACAAUGGGUGCGUUCAUAAAUUCACUCUGGAGUGCGUUGUCAGUUCGUAAAUUCACUCUGGAGUGCGUUGUCAGUUCGUAAAUUCACUCUGGAGUGCGUUGUCAGUUCGUAAAUUCACUCUGGAGUGCGUUGUCAGUUCGUAAAUUCACUCUGGAGUGCGUUGUCAGUUCGUAAAUUCAGAGCGCACACUGGAACGCUCUGGCCGAGGAGUAGGGUUGAUCUGAACGUCCUGACCUCACAACGGCAAUCAAGCACACAAGCUAACUGGCUAAAGUGGGUUAGCUUGCUAGCUACUUCCAGACACAUAAUGAGAGAACACCUCACUCUGACCAUUUUACUCCCCCUAGCAGAGCUGGUUAGGCUGUUUACAUGUUAUCCAGAGCGUUGGUAACUGUAACUGUGCUGCCGGCAACAAUUGAAUUACGUUGUUUUUUUUUUGCAGAGGUUUACUGACACCGGUCGUAUUCAACGGGUGUGUUGCGCGUUUAUAAAUGAAUCAGUUAUUCUCUCACACUGACGACAUUCUGUUCUGAAAUGGGAGUCGACAGCCAGGGUGACUUUACGAACGCACCCAAGGACAAACAACGACCACCAAGUAGCCACCCGUAAUAUUUCAAAUAAAGAACUAUAGUUUGUGAAAUGUUAAUCGUCUUUAAAAUAAUAAACGCAUGAGUUUUAUAAAUGAUGUACUAGGAAACAAAGUGAUUACCAGCAUCGAAGUGGAACACAGGAAUCCUCCAUUGACUAUCACUACUAUGGACAUCGACCUACGAAAAACCACGUUACUUUAAUACACAUGUUUCUCUACUCCGUU